GAGAAGGCCUUCACAAGUCAAGUUCUACUUCAUCCCGGAGCACAUCAAAGCAGAAGGGAAACUUGUCAGGUCUCCUGCGUAAUGAGGUUGUUGGUCAGAUGGGCGAAAGAAAUGAUCCUAUGAGAAAGGGAUCACGAAGCAAGCAUGCACGCUCUCUUUUGGAAUUAUCUCAUGAUGGUUUGUCAGAUAGUUUUGAGGAACUACAAAUGUUUGACACUCUGACUACAGAAGCUCGGAGAGAAAAAAGGAGCACAAAUGCACCAUCAUUUCGGCAAUCUACAUUGGAAAGUGCAUACGAUUAUUGUGAAACUAGUAUGCAUGAUUACGAAUUGGAAAAGAGGGAAGAGCAUGAAAAUAUCGAUUUGGGUGAAAGGUCAAGAAGCUUGCAACCAUGUGAUUUGUCAGGGCAUGAACCAUCUUUCUGUACUCAAGAGAAAAUAGAUCAAAGUGACCUUGGCAUCACAGCUGAUGAUGACAAGGGAGAUGAUGAUAAGCCCGCCAUAGAAGAAUCAUCCAGCAUGCAAAGACAAGCAGAACUUUCAUGUGUCAUUUGCUGGACUGAUUUUUCUUCCUCGAGGGGCAUCUUACCAUGUGGACAUCGGUUCUGUUUUUCAUGCAUUCAAGGAUGGGCGGAUUGUCUGUCUUCUAGGGGAAAGGUCUCGACGUGCCCGCUUUGCAAAGCCAGUUUCUCCUGGAUCAGCAAGGUGGAUGAGGCCGGCACUUCAGAUGAGAAGAUAUACUCGCAGACAGGACCCCCGUUCCUUGUGGAGCUUCAACCGACAUAUUCAUGUUCACGGAUGAAGGCCACGACCUUCAUGGACCAUCGGUGAGUG
Messenger RNA from Hordeum vulgare subsp. vulgare (domesticated barley), 833 nucleotides. RefSeq lists its product as uncharacterized. Lineage: Eukaryota; Viridiplantae; Streptophyta; Magnoliopsida; Poales; Poaceae. The transcript has 2 exons. The record is from RefSeq and is a predicted model, not a curated record. Bases 99 to 830 code for a protein of 243 amino acids.